AUGGAACAACAAGGCGGAGCUUCCAAGCGUAAGAGGAGUAGUAUCCACUCACCCAGCUCAGGUACGAGCAGUCGUUCACCGGUCAAAGAACUUGCUCCACCACCCAGUCCACGACCCGGCUACACACCACCAGGCAGACUAGGUGCGCCGCGUAUGGAGCUCUAUCAAGACGCACGACUCCACCCGCGCUUGCGCGAGGUCCUUGCCCAGCAAGGACUGGAUCGGUACCAUGUUCCAACGUCUCUCGCUACGCUGUCACCAAGCUCAACACUAGACGAGCUGCAAGCCAGCAUGACCGCUGCGGAACAGGAAUGGGAGAACCUGCAUGAAGCCUUACCCAACAGCCUUCCUUCUGACAGCCUCGAGCUGGAGGUGGAGACACGCAACGAGACAAUCACUGGCCUGGACGCCAACCUCGUCACGCUUAAGAUAUACCGACCAGUGCUGAGGGGAGGACCGCUACCAUGCAUUGUCUACGUUCACGGUGGCGGUAUCCCCGUCAUGCAAAGGGAAACAAAAGUUCAUCGACGGUGGUGCACUUCACUGGCAGCAAUGGGCAUGGUCGUUGUUAGUGUUGACCACCCAAGGUCAAGGCGUGGUUUGACAGGCUUUCAACCACAUCCCGCCGCACUGAAUGAUGUCUGCGCUGCCGUGCAUUACGUACACAGUCAUCGGGACGACCUCAACACGAUUAACAUCGUACUGCACGGCGAAGGCGGCGGAGGCAGACUGGUACUGGCUGCGGCGCUUAGGGCGAAACGGGAAGGCUGGCUGAACAAGAUUGAUGGCGUAUAUGCAUGCUCACCCUUCAUCAGCAACGCGUACAACUGGUCCGAGGCUCGCAAACUUCAGGAGCUGCCGUCGCUUGUAGAAUGCCAUGGCUAUAUGCUCAACGUCGACCACAUGGCGUACAUGGCACACCUGUACACGCCGAAUUCGGCGGACGCAACCAACCCUCUAGCAUGGCCGUAUCACGCUAGUCGCGAAGACUUGGAAGGCUUACCACCACACGUUUUGGCUUUGGAUGAGCUGGAUCCAUUAAGAUCGGAAGGCGAGGGCUACGUACGCAAGCUUGCGGCCGCUGGAGUACUGGCAGUUGGAGAGGUCAACAUAGGGUCUGUGCAUGCUGCGAGUGUAGUCUUCAGGCAAGCCGUGCCGGAGAUGCACAGAAACGCCGUCAGAUCGGUCGCUGCGUUUGCACGGCAGGCCUGA
Baudoinia panamericana UAMH 10762 is the source of this 1212-nucleotide messenger RNA. RefSeq lists its product as uncharacterized. Bases 1 to 1212 code for a protein of 403 amino acids. The transcript has a single exon. Lineage: Eukaryota; Fungi; Ascomycota; Dothideomycetes; Mycosphaerellales; Teratosphaeriaceae. Gene Ontology annotation, molecular function: hydrolase activity. The record is from RefSeq and is a predicted model, not a curated record.